Molecule: messenger RNA, 1425 nt
Organism: Paraphaeosphaeria sporulosa
Lineage: Eukaryota; Fungi; Ascomycota; Dothideomycetes; Pleosporales; Didymosphaeriaceae
Product: zincin
Exons: 1
Coding region: 1-1236 (411 amino acids)
Biological process (GO): extracellular matrix organization; collagen catabolic process; proteolysis
Cellular component (GO): extracellular matrix
Molecular function (GO): zinc ion binding; metalloendopeptidase activity
Source: RefSeq, a predicted model, not a curated record
AUGGCCCGUUCACUAAUUCUUAUCAGUGCUGCAUUUGCUCGUUGGACACAAAUAGCGCCACUAACUAUCACCGAAGCUCCGUCAAGCACACUACGAGCUGACAUAUACAUCCGCUUCAUGUCAAUGGGCCCUACCGAGGAUGUCUACGCGUUCACAAACAUGAUAGCAGAUGGUCUGGCUCUGUCGUCCGGUCUGAUAAAUAUCACAUUCAAUGACGACUUCGCGUGGAAUGACGACCGGCUCUUCAACUAUACCGCAGUUCACGAAAUCGGCCACGCUCUCGGGUUGAGCCACAGCAAAGUUGAACCAGCUAUCAUGUUUCCCUUCUUCGAGGGCGUCAUUCGCCCCAUCCACCCCGACGACCAAGCUGGCAUCCACAGCGUCUACGGCUGGAAGAACCCACGGUGGAGCAGAAUCGACAGCAACGUCGCGAGUAAGGGCGUCAUCCAGAUCUCGUCUGCUUCUGGUGCGGUCAGCACCCUCGAUGGACUCUACCAGCUGCGAUCCACUGGUCAGAUCCUCCGGUACAAUCCCUCUGGUACCUGGACGUCCGUCGAUAACAAUAAAGACACGAUCCAGAUCUCUGGCUCCAACAACUUCCUCUACCAGCGCCAUACAGAUGGUACGAUCUGGAAGCUCACCGCGGGCAGCUCCACCUGGCAGCAGAUCAGCCCGGCCUCCUCCAACGUCAUCGACAUCUCCGCCGCCGCGGACCAAGUCUAUAUGCGCCGCAAAGACGGCUGGGUCGCGCGAUACUCCGGCUCCGGCCAGACCUGGCUCACCAUCGCGCAGCCUUCCGCGCCCGGCUCCCGCCAGCUCGCCGCUUCUGACUCCGCAACCCUCUGGAACCUGCUCGCCAACGGCGACGUCGUGCGCUCCGAGUACCCCUACACGUCCGACGGGUGGCAAGUUGUCGACUCAAACCCGUCGAACAUCGCGAUCGCCGUUGGCGGGGAGGAGUUCUACAAGCUGCAGAGCGACGGGAGCGUCGUGUGGCUCGACUCGACGGAGUGGUUUUGGCGGACGAUCGAGGAGGGUGGGAGUGUGGCGGUGUACGCGGUCGGGAGCUUUGUGUAUAGUCGGCAUGAGGAUGGGAGUGUGUGGCGGUAUACGGGGUCCCCGGGGGUGUGGGAGAUGCUGGAUGGGCGGGCGGAUGCGGUGGUUGUGGUUGGGGAUCGGAAGGGGGGCGUUUGGGAGAUGGUUAGUGGAGGAGAUAUCUACAGGCUUGUGUCGUAGCGACAGGAAGGGCCGUGCUGUUCCACAGAUUCUUCAGGGGACGCUCGGAGGGUUAUGUUGCUCGUCUCUGUAUCGGCUUCAAGACGUGCCCAAGGUAGUGUGUGCGGAAUCGCAAUGCUCUGGCUUAAGGUAGUAUUGAGUAGUGGUGCGCGCGCCGGCCAAUGGUGCUGGGGAUGGAACCAUGGAUCC